CAUACUAUAGUAUUACAUUUAUUUAAACGUGCUUAUAAACAAUAAAUAACUCUAUAUCAUGGAAAUUAGAAACAAUGAUCCCGGCGCCGUUCAAUAUGGCAACUUUUUCAACUAUUACCAAUUCAAUUCCGCCCCAGAACGUGUAAAACUCUUGCCGGAUAAAGAUAUAUGGUUACCUUCCACAGAUGAUAAGGAAUCACCAGGAAGUACUCCCUAUAUUGUCCUUGAUGUGGGCUGCAAUUGCGGGGUGUUUACCCAACUUCUGCACAAAUACUUGGAGGAACGUCUUCAGAGAUCUGUGAAAAUCCUAGGAGUAGAUAUAGACAAUCGUCUCAUACAGCGUGCUAUUGAGGAAAAUGAAUCCCCGGAUAAUAUAAACUACGCCUGCGUGGAUGUCCUAGAUGAUGGGGCCUUUGAAUCCCUGAGAACCUAUUUGAAGACCCACAAUCGCCAGAAGUUCGAUGCCAUUUGCUGCUACUCCAUUACCAUGUGGAUUCACCUAAAUCAUCACGAUCAGGGCCUGCAAUUGUUUCUGAAGAAGCUCUCCAAUCUGGCGGAACUUCUAGUGGUAGAACCACAACCUUGGAAAUGUUAUCAAAAAGCUGAGAAACGUCUGAAAAAAGCAGGAGAAGUCUUUCCCCUUUUCCUAGAACUCAAGUGGCGAUCUGAUGUGGAGCUGCAAAUAGAAAAGUAUCUGGAAGAUACACUCGACCGAAGGAAGACAUUCGAAUCUACUCCCACUAAAUGGCAGCGAAAGAUUUGCUUCUAUAGAUGAGGAUUUAAGGAGUUAAUACUAUGAUAACUGUAAAUAAA
Messenger RNA from Drosophila takahashii, 813 nucleotides. RefSeq names its product probable RNA methyltransferase CG11342. Gene Ontology annotation, cellular component: cytoplasm. NCBI's taxonomy places the organism in Eukaryota, Metazoa, Arthropoda, Insecta, Diptera, Drosophilidae. The record is from RefSeq and is a predicted model, not a curated record. Gene Ontology annotation, molecular function: RNA methyltransferase activity; O-methyltransferase activity. Gene Ontology annotation, biological process: negative regulation of pre-miRNA processing.